GGGAAGUCAUUGCAGUGAAAAAAUGAGAAAUAGGGAUACAUACUUUCUAUUAGUCUUUGGAUUAAUUAUAGCCUUAUGUAAUGCAGCAAGCCUCAAUAAACGUGACCUUACUAUUUAUCAGAAGUAUGUAUGUUAUAAUCAAGCCGACAAUUCCAAGCAUUUAGUACCGGGCAGCUGUUCUCAAUACUACACUUGCAAUGGAGGCAUAGCCACUUUAAGUAAAUGUCCUUUGUUCUUUGAUCCGAUAGCAAGUGCAUGCGUUCAAACAUCUAGUUGUGUUGAAGACAAAAACUUGGAUAACACAAUUCCAGAUGGCUGCACUGGUGUUUGUUAUGGCCAACCAGAUGGAUAUAUUGUUUCUUCAACAAAUCCCGCAGAAUAUUACCUCUGUUCUAAUAACGCUGUUUCAAGUACUGGUCAAUGUGCUAAUGGGCAGCAAUUUAAUUUAUCGAGUAAACAAUGCGAAGCUGCAUCCAGUAUUGUACCAUGUGCAGCUACAACUACUCAACCACCAUGCGCUCCAACGACUACCUUUUGCAUUGAAAACACAACAGCACGUCCUACUACAAUUACUUUUACCCCAUCUACCACCAGCACGACCACAAGUACAACAACAAAACUAACAACAACUACUCAACCAACGACCACGACAACUACUACAACAACUACUCAACCAACGACCACGACAACUACUACAACAACUACAACCACCACAAAAACAACUACCCCUACCACAACUAGCACAACUACAAAAACUACGACCACAACUACUACGACGACGACAACAACCAUUCCACCAACGACAACAACAACAACUACUACGACAACAACAACCACUUGCCCGACGACAACAACUACCACAACAACCACAACAACCACUACUACUACGACCACAACUACUACAACCACAACUACGACUACAACCACUCGCCCAACAACUACUACUACUACAACAACCACAACCACUUGCCCAACGACCACAACAAGUACCACUACAUCAUCCACCACAACAACAACUACUACUACUACGACAACAACUACUAAAACCACAACUACGACAACAACAACAACUUCUACUACCACAACGACCACAACAACCACUUGUCCAACGACAACAACAACUACCACUACUACUACAACCACAACUACAACCACUCGCCCCACAACAACUACUACUACGACGACCACAACUACUACAACAACUACGACUACCACAACAACGACAACAACAACCACUUGCCCAACGACAACAACAACUACCACAACAACCACCAAAACAACCACCACAACAACUACUGCUACUACGACUACAACUACUAAAACCACAACUACGACAACAACAACCACUCGUCCAACCACUACUACAACUACUACUACCACUACUACGACCACAACAACCACUUGCCCGUCGACAACAACUACCACUACUACUACGACCACAACCACUACAACUACAACUACGACUACAACCACUCGUCCAACAACUACUACUAGUACAACGAGAACCACCACAACAACUACUACUACCACUACUACGACAACAACAACAACUUGCCCAACGACAACAACAACUACCACCACUACAACGACCACAACUACUACAACUACGACUACUACUACUACGACCACAACUACUAAAACCACAACUACGACAACAACAACCACACGUCCAACCACCACUACAACUACUACUACCACUACUACGACCACAACAACCACUUGCCCAACGACAACAACAACUACCACUACUACAACGACCACAACUACCACAACUACGACUACUACUACUACGACUACAACUACUAAAACCACAACUACGACAACAACAACCACACGUCCAACCACCACUACAACUACUACUACCACUACUACGACCACAACAACCACAUGCCCAACGACAACAACAACUACCACUACUACAACGACCACAACUACCACAACUACGACUACUACUACUAGAACCACAACUACGACAACAACAACCACACGUCCGACCACCACUACAACUACUACUACCACUACUACGACCACAACAACCACUUGCCCAACGACAACAACAACUACCACCACUACAACGACUACAACGACUACAACUACCACAACUACGACUGGGACCACAACUACGACAACAACAACCACUCGUCCAACUACAACAACAACUACUAUUACCACUACUACGACAACCACAACCACUUGCCCAACGACAACAACAACUACCACUACUACAACAACCACAACUACCACAACUACGACUACUACUACUACGACCACAACCCCUAAAACCACAACUACGACAACAACAACCACGCGUCCAACCACCACUACAACUACUACUACCACUACUACGACCACAACAACCACUUGCCCAACGACAACAACAACUACCACUACUACAACGACCACAACUACCACAACUACGACUACUACUACUACGACCACAACUACUAAAACCACAACUACGACAACAACAACCACACGUCCAACCACCACUACAACUACUACGACCACAACAACCACUUGCCCAACGACAACAACAACUACCACUACUACAACGACCACAACUACCACAACUACGACUACUACUACUAGAACCACAACUACGACACCAACAACUACUCGUCCAACGACUACAACAACAACUGCUACUACCACAACGACAACAACUACUUGCCCCACAACCACAACCUCGACAACUACUGCAACUACAACCACUCGGCCAUCGACAACAACAACAACAACUACUACAACCACAAGUACUACCGCAACAACAACGACAAAUAUUAUUACAACUACAAAAGCCUGUUCUACAACAACCGUAAAGCCUUGCUCUGAAACGACUACACCACCAUGUGGAGCACAAUUAUCUCAAUUAAAACAGCCGACAAAACAAAAUCUAAAAGGCGAAUCUAUGGAGCAUCUUCAAAUUGCUGUUGAAACAACUGUGUGUGUUGGUCUAGAAAACGGAAUAUAUAUCAGAUCUUCUAAGCAUUGUAACACUUAUUAUUACUGCUGGAAUCAAAGGGGUCUUCCAAUGACUUGCGGUAACAAGCACUUUAAUAUGAUCACCAAAUCUUGUGAUGAUCCAAUUAGUGCUGGCUGUAAACUUAAAAACUGAAUCUUGAGACACUCCCAAACUGUUUUAUUAAUAUUCCAUAGAAACUUUGUAUGAAUAAUUGAUAUGUUGAA
Molecule: messenger RNA, 3186 nt
Organism: Teleopsis dalmanni
Lineage: Eukaryota; Metazoa; Arthropoda; Insecta; Diptera; Diopsidae
Product: mucin-2-like
Exons: 2
Coding region: 23-3115 (1030 amino acids)
Cellular component (GO): extracellular region
Molecular function (GO): chitin binding
Source: RefSeq, a predicted model, not a curated record